CUUGAUUCGACCUUGACGACAACUGUUAACAUCAAACAACUGUCGAAACUGCUCAAUGACAUCAAGGUGACCCAGAGCAACAUUGAUUCUACUUUGCAGUCGUAUACCACAAAUAACACAUUUCAGCAUCAGUCGACAAUAAGGUCAUUAGAAAUAUCGAGGGUGGAGCUAUCGACGACAUUGAAUCACUCCAGAAACUUGAAAGGCAUAAUGGACGGCGCCAACUCGUUGAGUUACAAGAUUACAGAAAGAGUGCGCUUGUUGGACUCGGAGAAAAGUCAACUUAGCCAGAUAAAAUGCUUUGUAGACAAUGUGAAGACCUUAAAGCUGGAACUUCUGAGAGCCCACGAUGCGAUCGAAAGACAAGACUGGCUUAUCGCCUCAAAGUCCAUAGCGAUAAUUAGACAAUUACCCGAAGGAUUGCUCACGGAUCCGUAUGUGGAGUUUAAGGUUCCGACCACAUCGCUUGAGGAAUUACCCUCUAUGUUGCUAGAAAAGUGGAUAAAGCAACUAGAAGACACUUUUGUACAAGAAUUCAAUGAUGCUGCAGCCAAGAGAGACGCCCAGAAGUUGACCUACUUCUUUCAGCUUUUCCCACUGAUCGGCAAAGAUAAGGUAGGCUUGAGAUGUUACUCUAAAUUCAUUUGUGGCAUCAUUAGUGACCAAUCUAGAUCGACUAUUAGAAAUGCACAGAACAAAGAGUCUAAACCUGAGUUCUACGCUCAGUUAUUAUUUAGACUUUAUCAAACUAUAUCCGGAAUCGUCAACCAGCACUCGAAGGUCAUCAGCUCCUACUAUGGUAAAGCUGUUGUCAACGAUAUUCUCAAAGAUAUACAAAUGGAAUGUGAUUUGCAAAGUAAUUUGAUUUAUGAAACAUACGCAGACUCCAAGCACCUUGACCGAUAUGCAUCUGAAAUCCAGCAGUAUGGAUACCCCAUAUUAAUCAAAGAGAUAUAUAAAAACGUGGCUGAAAGUGAAGAUGAAGAGGAAGAAAAUGAUGACGAAUCAGAAGCUGUUGAAUUGACGGAUGUCUCACAAGUUACAGAUGAGCUAUCCGCAAUGAUGAAUCAUUGGGCAAUGUAUUCCAAAUUUUUUGUCGUAGUGUGGAAUGGAUUUUUGGACGGCAAGAGCAACAAUUCCAGUAGCAUUGACAACAAUAAAAACAUAUUUCCUUCCCCUCUUAUUUUAUCAUCAUUCGGAAUUAAAAUUCAUGACCGAAUCAUUAGACAAUUUGACCUAUUUUGCACAUAUUCUGUUAGAAGAACAUUAGAAAAAGCUUGCUCUAUCGAGUCUUUGGGAAGUCUGUUACCACAGUUUUCUGUGUGUUUGAAAUUCCUGACUCUUGUAUUCAAAAAAAUUGACAACUCUACAACGCACUCAUUGUACUCUUUAAUACCCGAAGACCCUGCAAUAUCCUCACUAGCAGAUGACAUAAUAAUCGUACUUAACACAAUUUUACUAGAAGUUCUUGCCACAGGUGAACUUACUACCAUAAAAAACAUGGUUUCAAAUAUCAAGAGAAUACUGUUGAAUGAUUUCUUGAAUAUUAUCCAGCAACGCCUGAAAGGCUUAUCUUUAAAAUCGUCUUCCAAUCUUUUGACGAAAAACACGAUCCAAAAAAUACACCAACAACAAAACCCACUUUUUGAGUCUGCAUUCAAUGAUUCUUCUAUCAGUACCCCUUCUAGAAGUUCUACACCAGUUGGUAUCAAUGUUUCUGCUUCUGAUAUUGCUAAUACUGGCUCACUGUUUAUGAGGAGUUUAAAUGCUGCAAUCUCUUAUACCAUGGCAGGAGAAGGCGAGGAGGAUCUUACCUAUCUUACGGGUGAUGAUACCGACAUCAAACAAUACGUCAUAUAUUUGAACACACUGGCUGUGAUGAAUACAUAUUUGGAUAGGUUGAUGGACUCGUGCAUGAAAAGUGUUGAGAACAAUUCUUUGUUGAUCGUGGAUGACCAAGAAUUGACCAAUGUCAGACGUUCUCAAGAGGAAACCUUGACCACUGAUUUCGACAUGAGAGUACCCUCUGAUGAAUCAAUCCAUUCACGUAUUGGCGGGUUGUUGAGGAGUAUUCCAGCUGGAUUCAGCGAGCGGGCAAAUGACUUGAUUGAUAGUAAUGUGAGGCUUAUAUUUGAGCGGGUCCUGAAAACAAGAAUAAUCAAACUCGUAAACGAAUCCAUUUCUGAAAAUUACUUGAUGGCUAUCGAAGAGGGCCAGUAUUAUAUUGAGGAUGCGGAUAGAAUAACGAGAUUUAUUAAGAACUGGAAUUCUUUGAUUAUUCCAUAUGCUACAACGUUAUCAAAUUCUGUGUUCAACAGGUUGAUUGCCAAAAUAGUGGAUUUAUCCGCCAUCAUCUUAGAGAAUAAGGUCUGGCAGUUAGAAAAAAAGGUCAGUGCUGUGGGGGCAAUCAAGCUAGAGCAAGAUAUUAGCACUGUAAUCGGUGAGUUAACCAAGUUCAACUAUGGAUUACGUUCGGCUUUUAUCAAGGUGACCCAGAUUAUCAUGGUCGUUGGACUGGAUGAGGAAGAAGACGUAACGGCCCUUGAGGACAUCGGCGAUGAGAUUGAGUGGGCUUUGACUCCAAGCGAGAGAACAAGAGCAAGGAGAUUGAGA
Pichia membranifaciens NRRL Y-2026 is the source of this 2613-nucleotide messenger RNA. RefSeq lists its product as hypothetical. The annotation marks the transcript as partial. The transcript is spliced from 2 exons. Lineage: Eukaryota; Fungi; Ascomycota; Pichiomycetes; Pichiales; Pichiaceae. The record is from RefSeq and is a predicted model, not a curated record.